Argentina anserina (silverweed cinquefoil) is the source of this 1305-nucleotide messenger RNA. RefSeq lists its product as uncharacterized. The transcript has 2 exons. The record is from RefSeq and is a predicted model, not a curated record. The coding region runs from base 1 to 819 and encodes 272 amino acids. NCBI's taxonomy places the organism in Eukaryota, Viridiplantae, Streptophyta, Magnoliopsida, Rosales, Rosaceae.
AUGUGGUGGACUCCAUGUGCGGCUCAUUGCAUUGAUUUGAUGUUGGAGGACAUAAGCAAGUUGAAAGUUUAUGCCACUACAAUUCAAAGAGCCAAGCAAAUUGUGAAGUUCAUUUAUGGGCACACACAAGUUCUUUCCAUUAUGAGAAAAUUCACCGGCGACAAAGAGAUCAUUCAUCCGGCGGUUACAAGGUUUGCCACAUCGUUUCUAUCUCUUCAAAGUUUAUACAAGCAAAAGAAUGCUCUUAUCACUAUGUUUACAUCUAAAGAAUGGCAUGAAUGUGGAUGUGUAAGGCAUAAAGAUUCUUAUGAUGUGAGGAAGUGGAUACUCCAUGAUGUUAGCUUUUGGAACCAUGUUGCUUAUUGCAUAAAGAGUGUUCUACCUCUUGUUUGUGUGAUGAGAGAAGUUGAUUCAGAAGUAAGACCCACUAUGGAAUUUAUCUAUGAAUUGAUGGAUGCCGAAAAAGACAAGAUAGCAAGUAAUCUAGGAAAUGUGCCCGCCAAAUAUGCAGCAAUUUGGAAAAAAAUAGAUAAUAGAUGGAGUCCACAACUUCAUCAAGCAUUGCAUGCGGCGGGGUAUUACUUGAACCCUCAAUUACGUUAUGAAGAUAAUUUUAAAAACACCAAGCAUGUGAAGAAAGGGUUGGAAGAAUGCAUGGCAAGAAUGCUAAGUGUAGAGGAUCGCGCUAAUGCCGAUGUACAAUUAGACUUGUAUGACCGAAGGCUUGGUAGGUUUGGAAGUGAGAUGGCCAUUUCUACAAGAAAAAAACGAUCACCCGUGUUUUGGUGGGAAAAAUAUGGACACAAACACCGGAGUUAAUGAAUUUUGCUACUCGGGUCCUUUCCCUUAUAUGUAGUGCAUCGGGAUGUGAGAAGAAUUGGAGCACUUUUGAAAUGGUUAGUUUUUUUCAAUUCUAGUUUUGAAAUGAUAAUGGUUGAAAGCCUAUUGAAAUGCGAAACUUGUGUAUUGAAAUUUGAACUUGUGAAUUGAUUAUUCAUUGUAGAUACAUACAAAAAAGAGGAAUAGACUUGAGCACAAGAGAUUGCAUGCUUUAGUUUAUGUGAAAUAUAACUUUGCUCUAAAAGAUAGGGCUAUAAAAAAAAUGCCACAAUGUUCAAUCCUAUUAUAGUGGAAGAGAUUGAAUCAGAUGAUGAGUGGAUAACGGAGAUAGAGGAUCCGUUUCUUCCCAUUGAUCCUAAUUGGCUUAAGGAUGGAGUGGAAGAUUUAACAUUGAAUGAUGAAGCGGUAAGGAGUGUACCAAGUGGUACAUACCAAAGCGGGUUAACAAUUAGAGAAUCUAAUCCC